AUGAAGCAGAUACACGGAAAGCUCACGCCGGAAAAAGUUGAUGAGACAAUGGAUAACUUGCGCGAACAGAACGCCCUUGGUGAAGAGAUUGUGGAGGCAAUGAACAGUGUCAACAACAACCAGCUUGACGACGCAGACCUAGAAGCGGAGUUCGAAGAGUUACAGCAGGAACAGCUGGAUGAGCAAAUGCUCAAAUUAAGCUCUGCAUCCGUCCCGCAUGCAAUCCGGGAUAUGCCCGGAGCGGUCAAGAGAGAGCCUCCCAGCAAGGCCGCGGUAGAGGACGAGGAAGAAGAUGAUGGACCCAGACAACUGCAGGCCGAAAUGGCUAUGUGA
This is a messenger RNA of Metarhizium acridum CQMa 102, 333 nucleotides long. RefSeq names its product ESCRT-III subunit protein snf7. Gene Ontology annotation, biological process: vesicle budding from membrane; late endosome to vacuole transport via multivesicular body sorting pathway. Gene Ontology annotation, cellular component: cytoplasmic side of plasma membrane; ESCRT III complex; multivesicular body. The record is from RefSeq and is a predicted model, not a curated record. Lineage: Eukaryota; Fungi; Ascomycota; Sordariomycetes; Hypocreales; Clavicipitaceae.